GGAGCCAAAGACCCCAAGAAGGCAGGAAGGCUGCCGCAGAGACCGGGAGCCAGGAGGAGCUCAGCGUGUACCAGGAGAUGACACCGAAGGAAGCUGCCGACGUGCUGACGCUGAUGGAGGAGUACGAGCCCCUCGUGAACAACUCGGUGGCCUUUGCGGAGCAGCUGAGCAACGAUCUCCAGGUGCUGGAUGAGGCCAACCUCAGAGCCAUUAUCUCUUCGGAGAAGCAGGUGACACAGCUGAUGAGCUCCAUCGACGAGGCCCUGGCAGAGGUGGCCAGAGUGGGGGAGACCCUGCAGAUCUAUGAUGAGUUACUGGGAAGCGUGAAGCAGCAGAUGGACCACAUCCACCAGGAAAACUCCUUGCUACAUCGCAUCAUUUCCAACAAGACAAGGCUGAUGGAUGAGAUCCACUUCCUCACGACCCACCUCGACCUCAGCAGGGAACACUGCGAUGCCUUGAGCCGGGCAGAUCUUUCCAGCCUCAGCAGCGUGGAAGCCUGCAUUGCUGCAGCAGAGGCUUUGUCUGGCUGCAUGAACAUCCAGAUCCAGCCCGGUUAUCGGAAACUGCAGUCUGUGGCUGAGCAGCUGAUCAUGUUCGAGACACUCAAGCAGAACUUUGAAAGCUCUUUCAUCAGUCACAUUACCAGCAUCUUUGAGCUGCAGGGCAAUGCUCAGGUCCCUGCUCUUGGUCAACCCAUCGACAAGCUCUCUGCACCAAGCCAUGGGCCCCACCACAAGGAACUGCUGCCCUAUGCCCCACUCAUGGCCUGGCUGAGGAACGCCAGCCCGCUUCUGUUCUCUGAUCUCCCCAAGGUCUAUGCCCAGAACCUCAGCAGGCUCUACGACCGGGAAGUCAAAGCCUUUUUUGAACAAGCCAAAACCUCCUUGUUAGGAAGAAGAAAAGGAAAGCUGACCAUCGAGGGAAGAGCCAAUAUCUGGGUGUUUCGCUGUAAUCUCCUCCCUGCUCUGCUGGUCGAUGAAGAACCGG
Messenger RNA from Pterocles gutturalis (yellow-throated sandgrouse), 990 nucleotides. RefSeq names its product exocyst complex component 1-like. Lineage: Eukaryota; Metazoa; Chordata; Aves; Pterocliformes; Pteroclidae. The transcript has 7 exons. The record is from RefSeq and is a predicted model, not a curated record. The annotation marks the transcript as partial. Gene Ontology annotation, cellular component: plasma membrane; exocyst. Gene Ontology annotation, molecular function: phosphatidylinositol-4,5-bisphosphate binding. Gene Ontology annotation, biological process: exocytosis; Golgi to plasma membrane transport.